This is a messenger RNA of Corvus hawaiiensis (hawaiian crow), 3717 nucleotides long. It is a transcript of the gene CHRD, whose product is annotated as chordin. NCBI's taxonomy places the organism in Eukaryota, Metazoa, Chordata, Aves, Passeriformes, Corvidae. Bases 454 to 3309 code for a protein of 951 amino acids. Gene Ontology annotation, molecular function: protein binding. The record is from RefSeq and is a predicted model, not a curated record. Gene Ontology annotation, biological process: multicellular organism development. The transcript has 24 exons.
GGGAGGGAGCUUCCCUCAUCGCUUCCCCGUGUCCCGCAGACGAGCCAGGAGACUGUGACGAGUUCUGGGUGCACAGAGCCAGCACCGGAUUCCUGGCAUCGGCGGGACAGCUGGGAGCCAUCGCCCGCCUCCUCCCUGCUCAGCCCCGCUCACGUCCCGCCGUCCCCAGGGCCGCUGCUGUGCUGCAGCGGGCACCGUGCAGCGACGCUGGCACAGCCACAAAGACCCCAACCCUUCCCUGCCCUCCACGUCGCUGGAUCCCCGGCCAGCGAGGACGUCGGGAGACAGGAGAGGGGACAGGGCUCGCAGCUCCCGCUUGCCCAUGCCGCCGCCUAUAAAGCGGAGCCGGAGCCGGCAGCCGGGCAGAGGCGGCGGCAGCGCCCGGCAGCGCCCGGCCCCCCCUCCCCGCCGCCGCCUCCGGUCCCGGUCCGCCCGCCCCGGCCGGCCGGCACCAUGCGCGCCGCUGCGCUGUUGCUGCUCGCCCUGCUCCCGCUCCGGCCCCUGCCCGGCCGCGCCGCCCGCCCCAAGCUCGCCCUGCCCAUCCGGCCCGACACGGAUCCGCUGCCCCCCGGCGGGGCGGCAGGCUGCGCCUUCGGGGGGCAUUUCUAUGCCCUGGAGGAGACGUGGCACCCGGACCUGGGGGAGCCCUUCGGGGUGAUGCGCUGCGUUAUCUGUCACUGUGAGCCGAGGAACCACCGGGGGAAGCCCGUGGGGAAAGUGAACUGCAAGAACAUGAAGCAGGAUUGCCCCGUGCCUGCCUGUCCCCGGGCCACGCUGCUGCCUGGGCACUGCUGCCACACCUGCCCCAAAGGCCCCCCAGAGAAGAGCCCUGCACCCCGCUUUGACACCUUCGAGUACUUCCAGGACAAGGAGGAUGACUUGGACAAGCCCUACAAUGACCGCUCCUACCUCAGCUCUGAGGGCCUGGCUCGCGACGAUGCCCGCACAGAGUUUGUGGCCUUGCUGACGAGUGGCCCAGAGCCAUGGCGCCCCACGUCCAGCGCAGUGGCCAAGGCUCGCUUCACCCUGCUGCGCUCUUCCCUGCUCUUCUCCAUCAGCUACGAGCGGCUGGGGCGGCCGAGCCGGGUGCGUUUCAGUGACCCCGAGGGUAACGUGCUGUUUGAACACCCCGUGCAGAAGAGCGCUGCCCCUGAGGACGGCAUGCUCUGCGGGAUGUGGAGGACGGUGUCCAAAGCCAAUGUCCAGCUCCUGCGGGGGGAACAACUCCGUGUAUCCCUCAUCACCCGGGCACAGCCGUCUGGAGAGGUCCACGGGCACAUCCUCAAGCACCGGGCACUCUUCGCAGAGACGUUCGGUGCCAUCCUGACCUCGUUGGACCCCUUGCACUUGGGUGCUGGGGGCAUGGCCAUGCUGACACUGAGCGACACGGAGAACAACCUGCACUUCAUCCUCAUGGCCCGGGGACUGCUGGAGCCUGGAGCAAGGGAAUCCCCCUGGGUCCCACUGAGGGUCCGCAUCCUGCACCAGGGCCAGACAUUACGGGAGGUCCACACCAACAUCACUGUGGAGGACCCCGACUUCGCAGAGGUGCUGAGUGACCUGUCUGCCCAGGAGCUGCAGUUGCUGGUGCAGGGGCAGCUCCGCAUUGCGGCUGAGACGGAGGGCCGGCACGCACGGCAGCUGGCUGGCACCAUCACCACCCGCCGCAGCUGUGACACCAUCCAAAGUGUGCUGUGCGGAGCGGAUGCUUUGCUGCCGACCAAAACUGGGGCUGUGGGCUCAGCCAAACUGGCACUGCAUGAGAAUGGCACCCUGGAGUACCAGGUGCAGGUAGUGGGCACUGCCAGCGAGGUUGUGGGCAUCACACUGGAGACCAAGCCCCGGCGGAAAAGCAAGAGGAACAUCCUGUUUGACAUAACACCCAGCUACAAGGAUGGGCUGUGGCAGGCCUGGGGUGCCUGGCAGAGCCCCAGCGCCCGCGAUGCCCACAUGCUUCUACAAAAUGAGCUCUUCCUCAAUGUGGCCACCAAGGAUUGGGCGGAGGGUGAGCUGCGGGGCCAAAUCAUCUCCCUGCCCUACAGUGGGCUGCUCGCCCGCUACACAGAGAUGCCCGUGGCAUUGGCAGGGCAGCUGGUGUCCCCCCCAGUGCACAGUGGCGCUGGUGGGCACGCCUGGCUCUCGCUGGAUGAGCACUGCCACCUGCACUAUGAGAUCUCGGUGGCGGGGCUGGGACGGCCAAGCGACAGCACUGUCAGUGCCCACAUCCAUGGGGUGGCCGAGCUGGGGGAGAUGGGCACCCGCCCCCACCAGCACAAGCGCCUGCUCAAGGGUUUCUACAGCACUGAGGCUCAGGGGGUGGUGAAGGACCUGGACGCUGACCUGCUGCAGCACCUGGCCCAGGGCACUGCUUUCCUGCAAGUCAGCACCAAAGCACACCCCAAUGGGGAGAUGCGGGGACGGGUGCACAUUCCCAACCAGUGCCAUGCAGGAGGGACCCGCCUGGCCCCGGGGGAGUCCCUGGGGCAGGCUGAGGUCUCCGAGAGCACCAAGACCAGGGACCUGGAGCAGCUGAAGAAAGACCCCAACUCCUGUUUCUUUGAGGGUCAGCACCGGGCACAUGGCACCCGCUGGGCACCUGACUACGACAAGAAAUGCUCCAUCUGCAGCUGCCAGAAGCGCACAGUGAUCUGCGACCCCAUCUUGUGCCAGCCCCUCAACUGUACCCACCAGGUGCACCCAGAAGAGCUGUGCUGCCCCAUCUGUGAAGAGAAGAAGACAGAGCAGGAAGAGCUGAAGCUGGAGCGGGCACGGGACAGUAGCGAGGGCUGCUACUUUGAUGGCGACAAGACAUGGCGAGGCUCCGGCACUCGCUGGCACCCUGUCGUGCCCCCCUUUGGCCUCAUCAAAUGUGCCAUUUGUACCUGCAAGGGCACCACAGGUGAAGUGCAUUGUGAGAAGGUGCAGUGCCCACGGCUCACCUGUGCCAACCCUGUGCGCGCCAGCCCCUCUGACUGCUGCAAGCAGUGCCCAGCCCCAGAGAAGAGCGCCCUGGAGCUGGCUGACUCCAUGCAGGCGGAUGCGCCGCGGGCGUGCCGCUUCGGGCGCCGCUGGUACCUCAACAACGAGAGCUGGCACCCCUCUGUGCCGCCCUUUGGAGAAAUGAAGUGUAUCCUGUGCUGGUGUGUGUCGGGGGAGACGCACUGCCAGCGCCAGGAGUGCCCCCCAUCUGCCUGCGCUAGCCCUGCCACGAGGGACAACCCCUGCUGUGCCAAGUGCCGUGCCCUGGAUGCCCCCUCAGAUGCACGGGAGAAGGUCCAUGAUGCCAAGGUGGAGUCACGGAGCCACUGAGCAGUCACUGCUGCCCGGAGCAGGGCAAGCACUCAGCGCUUGCAUGGGGGGGCCCCACUACCUAUUGCCCCUGCCCGUGCAGGGCGGGGGGCACAGAGGAGCACAGUGGGGUGCACGUGGCCAAGCCCCCAGCCUGGGCACCCCAUCUCAGCACAACUGCAAUGCCAGGACUGCCCUACCCGCUCAUGCCAGUGGGCAGUGGCCGGGCGCAUGGAGGUUGGGGCACCUGCUGCCCUGCCCCUCAAGCCCUCCUGGCCAGCGGGCAUCAUGCCCAUGUUGUACAUAGUGUAAAGUCCCUCUCUCCCCUGUUUGCUGCACCCACCCUGUCUCGGCCGGGUUUCUCACAUAAUUUAUGGUGGCAGUGGAUGGGGGUCAAGAUGUAUUUAUUAAAACCAGAGCUAUUGCCCA